CCGCCACACAAAUAGAAAAGAAACAGAAAUUUGUCUUGGUAAUUGGUACUAGUCAAUUGCCUCCCUCCCACCACUAGAUUCUCUCAUCAACCCACCGAAUACCACACUACCAUUGGAGAAUCAGCUCAGCUCCCUAGGAUUCCUCAGAGAGAGCCAUGGCCCUAAUCUCCGCGCAAAUCCUAACCCUUAAAUCCCCUUCAACCCCCUCCCUUCCUUCUCAUUCAUCUCUCAUCGCCCCUUCCCAAUCUCCCUCUUUCUCACCUCCUAACACUCCACGCUCUCCCUCCCUCUUCUGCUCCCCAAAAUCAACAGCACAGUAUAGCUCCAGACGACUUGUCGUUUCCAGAGCCUCCACCAACGCAUCUGCUUUGGAUUUCAGCCCCAGCAUCGGUGAGGUCCUCGGUGACGUUAGCAUUUUCACCGCUGCUGGUGAUUCCGUCCAGUUCAAAGACCUCUGGGAUCUGAACGAGGGGGUGGCUGUUGUUGCACUAUUGAGGCACUUUGGAUGCCCUUGCUGUUGGGAACUUGCCUCGGCUCUAAAAGAAUCUAAAGCUAGAUUUGAUUCAGCUGGUGUGAAAAUAAUUGCAGUUGGUGUUGGUAGUCCUGAUAAAGCUCGUAUCCUUGCAGAACGGUUACCAUUUCCAAUGGAUAGCCUUUAUGCUGAUCCUGAUCGCAAGGCAUACGAUGUGUUGGGCUUAUACUAUGGACUUGGUCGAACUUUCUUCAAUCCAGCUAGUGCAAAGGUGUUUUCAAGAUUUGAGGCUCUGCAGAAAGCUGUAAAAAACUAUACCAUUGAAGCCACUCCAGAUGACAGAAGUAGUGUGUUACAACAGGGAGGGAUGUUUGUCUUUAAAGGUAAGCAAUUGUUGUAUGCUCGGAAAGAUGAAGGGACGGGUGAUCAUGCCCCAUUAGAUGAUAUCUUGGAUGUUUGCUGCAAAGUUCCUGUCUCCUAAAGCUUUGUCACACUUAGGUUUUUCAGUUACGGAGCAUGAUAUUCAAAAUUUACCCAGUCGAGUGUGCAUACGAAAUGCUCUUGUUUCAUAUUUCGCACUGCAGUAAUCAGUCAAAUAGUCUGCCUGCCUGUUCAACCUUGCCAUUCUUAACAUCUGGUAUAUUUAAAAUUCAAUGUAUGCUAAUAUAUUGCAUCAUGUCAUUGUAUAAUACAGAUUAGCAUACACCAGAAAGAAAAGAAAAGAAAAAACAAAUGUAUUGUUGUAUAUAAUAGUAACAUGAUGUUUUGUGAACCUUUUCCUGGUUCCAGUUUACUCUUUACCUAUAUACGCUCAUCAUACUUCUAAACACGAUGAUUGAUUGAACAAAUUUGAAGAAACUUGUAGAAAGAACACAGAUUUAACUUUGAGAGGAAUUUUUGUUUUGUAUUAGGUGAAUUGUUUUUAAAUUAUUGAUGAAAGAAGGCAAAGAUGGCUUUAUGGAUGAAAAUCAGAUCUACAGGGAAAAUAACUCGGUGGCUGAUGGAUUGCUUACUGGUGAGGUUGUUGCUGAUAGUUUAAUUUUUGAGGUGGGCUUGAUUCACAGUCAGGCCCAGAUUUAUUUGUGUUCUGUUUGUUUAGGAAAAUGAGUGAGUAAAUCACGAGAAUUACGGCUCCCUUGGACAAAUUCGUUUUUUGGAGUAGUUCCAACACAUUGGUUUAGGUUUAGGGAGUCAAAACCAUAUGCGUCAUAUGCAUGUCGAGUAAUUAAUUCCCGGUUUCCUUACACACGUUGAAUUCCCUUUAAUAAAAGGAACAAAUAAAAAAGCAUAACAAUUUGUUGAAACAAAAAAAAAAAUUUUAAAAAAAAUCUGAUGUACAGAAUAAAGUGGGUCCUAAAAUUACCUAAACUGCAAGAAUCCUAAUGUUACUAAAUUUCCCUUUUCUAUUGGGAAACAUCCUCAAAGUAGGAAUUCCUCGUACCUAUUAGUUUGAUUACACUAUAAAUUCUACUUCCUCCCAAAGCAGCGAGCGCUCCAAAUACAACUAUUACUUCAGUCUUGUUAUUUUGUUGAGUUAUUUUCGUUUGAGCGAACAUAACUCUAUCAAGUCCUACUUCACUUUUUUUUUUCUUUUUUUUUCUUCCUUUUGAGAACUUUGUGAGGGUUGUAGGUUUUGAUCACCAUGGACUUACCUGAGCCUGGAAAGUUGUUCGUGGCUAGACUACCAAAGACGGUUAGUGAAACCCACAUAAAAGAACACUUCAACAAAUAUGGUGAAGUAAAGGACUGUGUGAUUGUUGUGGACAAAGUUACUCGUAGGCCAAAAGGGUUUGCCUUUGUUACCUUCACUGACCCAUUCAUGGCUAAGAAAGCAUUGGAAGUAGAGCACUACAUCUUCGGAAGAAAGUUAGAUGUGAAACCUGCUUUACCAAAGAGAGAGGAACUCCAGAACCAAGAGGAUGAGCAAGCUAAAGCAUACUUCAAGACCAAGAAGAUUUUUGUGGGAGGAUUACCACAUAAUCUGACACAAGAAGAAUUCAAGAGCUACUUUGAGAAGUUUGGUACAAUCAUAAAUGGGGUUAUAAUAUAUAUCAAGGAAAGCGGCAAGUCCAGGGGCUUCGGCUUUAUCACUUUUGAUUCAGAGGAGGCUGUGGAUGAAGUCACCAAGGAAACCCAUCAUGAACUGAAUGAUAAAUUUGUGGAGGUGAAGAGGGCUUGGCCUAAGCACAAGAAUGACAACAUGAUCCACACGUUUGACUGCAAUGAAGUUGGGUUUAAUUUUGGAGGGUCACAGUGUGAUUAUUAUAGCAAUUUUAUGCUUUAUGGCGCUCGUUGCUUUAGUUGCUUACUUCCUUAUGGAUUUGGGCACCACGAAGGGUGUUUGUAUUAUGGUCAAAACACAGCUGGUUAUAUCACAUGGCAGCCAAAGAAAGUUCCUACAAACUUUGGAAUGGAGAAGACAACGCAGACUCAUGCAUGCCCAUAUCAGAAUUCAGUCUAAUUUUAGUACGUCACAUUGAUUCCUUGUUGUAUUUUCAAAUAAAUUCACAUUGAUUGAUGA
Molecule: messenger RNA, 2993 nt
Organism: Prunus dulcis (almond)
Lineage: Eukaryota; Viridiplantae; Streptophyta; Magnoliopsida; Rosales; Rosaceae
Product: heterogeneous nuclear ribonucleoprotein 1
Exons: 8
Coding region: 156-953 (265 amino acids)
Molecular function (GO): antioxidant activity; RNA binding
Source: RefSeq, a predicted model, not a curated record